Messenger RNA from Didymodactylos carnosus, 1601 nucleotides. NCBI's taxonomy places the organism in Eukaryota, Metazoa, Rotifera, Eurotatoria, Philodinida, Philodinidae. The record is from the annotation of a GenBank genome assembly.
GGAAUGCGAUUCACAUCGGUUAAUAAAGUGAAUAGAUAAGAGAAGAAUGCUCUAGGAAGAUGCAUAACUGUUUGUGCAUGCAGUAUAUGAGUGGUAAUAAAAAGAAUAUGGGAUAUUUUGAUGAUUCGGUAGUGGAAUGCGAGCAACAGAAAGAAAUGAAACUAUCAUAAGCUGGGAAAGAAAGAGAGAAAUGAAUCGUCUCAUAUAUGUAUGUUUCUCACUUGUACGUGGAAACAUUGCUGAGAUAUAGGAAAGGAGAUUGAAUGAUAGCUUUUUAUUAUGGAUGGCAAGGACUGGAUGAUGAUUUUGAAUAAGCAAACCAAUUAAAAAAAGUUAAAAAGAUUGAAUAAAAGCAAUUGUAUCAGACACUUUCAUGCAUUCGAGACAGGAGGGCGGGGCGGAGACGGUGUGACAGUGAGUCCGGGGCAUCUUUUGCAAUGAGUAUUUGUUAUCGCGAUUGGCGAGUAAGAAAAAGUGUGGAAAAAGUACUUUUGAGAAAAAAAAGAAGAAAUUGGAUGAGCAAGAAGAAGAAGAAGGAGCAAAAACAGUUGUUUGUUAUCAUUUUUAUUUUUAAUGUUUUCUUUUUCUAGGUGACGAAGAUAUGCUUUUUUGUUACACAGUUUAAUUCUUUCUUUCUGAUGACUGAAAAAAGAUAGCAGAUAAACAGAAGCUUUCCUUAUCACCAUAAUUUUUAUUAUUUUGAUUGACUCAUGUAUCAUUUCAAAAGUAAAUAUCAUCACGUUGACUUCAGACUCCAGUUCUUUUCUUCUCAAAAAACAACAAGAAAUCUUUUGCUUCUCCUCGUUAACCAGAAGAUAUGAAACUGUAUUUUAUUGUAGUCAUCAUGCAUCAAUAUAGAACAUUCGGCAGAGAGCGAGCCCCUUCUCACAUGCAUGUGCCAGUUUUUGCGCACUACAAUUCGAUAAAAACCGGCAUAUGCAUGUGAUGACGGGCUCGUUUUUUGCCUGAUGUCCUUGAAUUGAUGUGUUCUCUGUAUCGUCAUAGUCACAUUAAAUGCAGAAGCGCGAUACACCGCUACAGAACUAAAGCUAGAAGAAAACUUCUACACACCUUUUGAGUAUAAGAGUAUUUUUCGUCGCAUAUAUCCGUCACUACCAAACUCAACUACCACCAGACGCUCAACGACAUCAUCACAAAAUAAUACUAAUCGUGACAACUUUACUUUAAACCUAAGACGGGCAGCAAUACUUUUAGCAGGAAUAGCUUUAUGUCUAGGUAUACUACGCAUUUGUUUAAUGCUAUGUAAAGCAAAAUCAGCUAGUCAUUCUAGUACCAGCAGUACAUCUUCAACUCCCACAGCUUUAAGAAAUAAUGUAGGACAGCAACAACAACAACCGUCAGUCUCUCUAAUUAACCUUGAGCAUAAAUUAGAUCUACCACCAGCUUAUAGCGACGUAAUAACAAAAAUGACGCCGACGACUACAUCUUCUACUCCUGUUGUUCACCAUGAAAUUCUUCCAUCUUACGAAGAAGUGCAAAUUCAAACUGCAGGUUUACCUGAAAUUCACGACACGUCUAAUACAAUUCGAGAAAAUAGUAUUUCUAAUCAAGCUAGAGUAAUGUAUACUACUAAUAAUUGA